CUCAAUUACAGAGCAUUGUGGACAUUAUAUGGAGAGAUAAUACCUACCCAAAUUAGAACUCUCACUCGAUCACGGUGUCGAGACAAGGGAAUCAGUCCCUAAACUCCAAGAGCUCAAGUGAUUGCGCCCAGUCCAGAUACAUUGCCACUUCAAGAGCUAUCUCAGAAAUGGCUGGUCCCAAAAUUGCCUGCAUUGGCGUGGUUGGGAAAGCAGAUAACCCUCUCCACAUUUCCCUGUUUCCCCCAUAUUCGGAUUCCACUAUCGAAUUCUCCUUCUUACUGAACUCCUGUCUCGACAUUUUCGACAUCCGGUGCAAACAAACAUCCAUUGAUCAGGAUCUAGGUCUAUUACAUGCAAUUGACGAACGACUUGCGGCCUAUGGAUGGUUGACGACCACGGGGGUAAAACUAUUGAUCAUUGUGGAUUUAUUCGGUCAGGAAGAGGCCAGCGCUGGAAAACAAGCAGGCGCUGCGAUUAAUGGUUUGAGAGAUUCUGAUUUGAAGCCGGCAUUCCGCGCAUUACAGAGUGCAUAUAUCCAGCUUUUGCAGAAUCCAUUCUAUUCCCCCGACGAUCACGUACCGAUUCCCGGGAAUACAGCUUUUUCUUUGUCCGCUUGCCAGCCAAUCUCUAACAAAAAGUUCGUUGCGGAUGUUAAACGUAUUGGGGAGUCGUGGACCCCAGGUACUUCUCUGUAG
Molecule: messenger RNA, 695 nt
Organism: Penicillium hordei
Lineage: Eukaryota; Fungi; Ascomycota; Eurotiomycetes; Eurotiales; Aspergillaceae
Exons: 3
Coding region: 168-695 (175 amino acids)
Biological process (GO): endoplasmic reticulum to Golgi vesicle-mediated transport
Cellular component (GO): cytoplasm; nucleus; TRAPP complex
Source: RefSeq, a predicted model, not a curated record